AUGAAGGCUGUUCAUGUGUUGCUAUGUCUUGCCCUUGCUCAUGGCAUCGGAGCCAGCAUCUUCAAGCACAAAGACCGUCAAACAGACAAUCUUGACUUCGAGCAGCUGAAGCACAUCAAUAUAAUCCAACGGCAACACAGGAACCAGCCUUCAAAUAACGAAUGGCACCAAAACCACCAGCACCACCAACUCCCUGGGCUCAUGCACAGCCACCAGCAAGAACAGAAACAAGACCAAGAGCGCGACCAGCCCGGACCUUCAUACAGAGAAGGUCUUGAAAAAACGCAGAACUCCCAGGAGCAACAGUACCGGCACUAUGAAAACUAUGAACAACCAUCAUAUCAAAUGAAGCACCAUUCUUCGUCUGCUCAACAGCUAGAAGAACAAGUCAGAAAACAGUACUCCUCCUACAAACAGCUACAAAAUUCUCAACUGAACCAACAAAAUCAUCGUCGUUCAAUCUCUUCCUCCAGCGAAGGUUCUCAAAGCUCCCAAGAAUCACAAGAAUGGGGUCAAUACAACGAUAAUGUCAAGCCAAAUCUUAAUGAUGAGAUCUAUAGGUGGAUACCCCAAGACCCGGCUUCGAGCCUAGAAAACCAGAACAUUGCUAAACACGAUGUCAUCGAACGCAAAGUUCAUAUGGGUGUCAGUUCCAGCAUUUCAGUUCAAGACAAAGAAGAACUUGAAAAGAUUUUUAGUGAUGCCCAGAAAGCAAUGAAACAACUUAGUGAUGACGAAAAAAUGCAAUUCCACCAGUCACUCGAACACGCCAAGCUACAACACAACGAAGACGCUGAGGCCAACGCUACCCAGCUGGUACGAAAAAAUCGGUAUCUCGUGGAGGAACAUAUUGUCAAGACCGAUGACGGCUAUAUUCUUACUCUGUUCAGAAUACCCUCAAACAUUCAACCACGCGAUCUUAAGAAGAGGCCAGUAGUCUUUUUGAUGCACAGUAUUGACGGAAGCGCUGAUGAUUGGCUCCUGAUGGGCCCAAAAAAAUCUCUUCCCUACUUACUCUCUGAUGCUGGUUACGAUGUAUGGCUCGGUAAUGCUCGCGGCAACAAAUACUGCAAGAAACACGUCAGCAAGCACUCUGCUGUUUCCGACUUUUGGCAAUACAGUAUUGAUGAGAUUGCCCUUCACGACUUGCCAGCUAUGAUAGACUACGCACUUGAAACUACAAAACAAGAGAAGUUGUUCUAUAUCGGCCACUCUCAGGGAAGUACUGCUUUCUUUGCGCUCACCGCUACUCGUCCAGAAUAUAACGACAAGAUCAUCAUGAUGUAUGCCUUGUCUCCAAUUGUCUACAUGAACAAUACUCGCAGCCCAUUGUUCCGUAUGAUGUCUCCUUCAAGCCAUUUCUACAAUCGUCUGAAACAACAACUCGGAAGUGGCCCUUUUACUCCUAACAAGAAAUUAAUCCGGGCUGUGGGAGGCGCUAUGUUGGAGGCACAGACUGGCUGUAAGGAUGUGUCCUCAAAUAUAAACUUCGUCAUGGCUGGUGUUAAUUUACACGUCUCUGAUGCUCAACUGAUGUCUGUUGUCAUGCGCCAUUUGCCCGCUGGAACUUCCAGUAAGGUGAUCAAGCAAUACGGUCAGGCUGUCGCUUCGCAAGAAUUCCGAAGAUAUGACUAUGGCCCCAAGAUUAACGUGAAUGUGUAUGGUAAGGAACAGCCUCCCAAGUACGAGAUGGAAAACGUCAAGGUCCCUGUAUCACUGUAUUACAGCGAGGACGACUGGCUGGCCCAUCCGAAAGAUGUUGAGAGAUUGGAGAAGGAGCUACCCAAUGUAAAAGAAACCCACAAGGUAUCUGAAGAACAUUUCGGUAACAUGGACUUCCAGUUUUCGACCAAUGCUCCGGAGAUGGUGUACAAGAGUCUUAUUGAAUCGAUGCAGAAAAUCGAGGAACAUGUGUCAACGACUAUAGUAUAA
This is a messenger RNA of Arctia plantaginis, 1932 nucleotides long. Lineage: Eukaryota; Metazoa; Arthropoda; Insecta; Lepidoptera; Erebidae. The record is from the annotation of a GenBank genome assembly.